Messenger RNA from Parnassius mnemosyne (clouded apollo), 747 nucleotides. The record is from the annotation of a GenBank genome assembly. Lineage: Eukaryota; Metazoa; Arthropoda; Insecta; Lepidoptera; Papilionidae.
AUGGAACUUAUUCAAUCGCAGAAAGGCAAAGAUUUACUGUUGAGCGAUGGGUACCGGUAUCGUAAGGCGAGAACUAAUACCGAUGGCAGUGUAUCAUGGAGAUGCGCCGAGACACCUUGCCGAGGACGUGUCAAAGUGUCAUUGGAAAAUGUCGUGGUAAAUGUGACUCGACACAGUCAUGCUCCAGAUCCAGCUAAAAAUGAAGCAAAAAAAUCUGUGUCUAAUAUGAAAAGGCGAGCAGCGGACACCCUUGAGAAACCAAGGCAGUUGAUUCAAGGAUCGACAAGAGGGAUAAAUUUGGAAGCAUCAGUCCAUUUGCCAUCGUACAAUGCAUCUCAGAGAACUGUUGAGCGUAUUCGGCAAAGGCGUGAAGUGUCGUGCCCAAACCCAGGCUCUGUUGCCGAUAUUAAUAUUCCUGUUGCACUACAAGUCACUUCAAGAAAUCUAAAUUUCUUGUUAUGGGAUUCUGGACAGAAUGAUCCUCAUCGCAUCUUCAUGUUUGGUACUGAAGAAAAUUUGGAAGUUUUAGAGGAGCACCGGCACUGGCACGUAGAUGGAACCUUUAAAGUAGCCCCACAAUUAUUUUUACAAGUAUUUACCAUUCAUGCAUUGGUAGAUAACCGUUCUAUUCCGUUGAUUUACGUGCUUCUACAGGAUAAACGAGAAGAAACAUAUGUUCGAGUGUUUCAAAAAUUGAUGGAGUUGAUAUCAUUUGUAGAAAACAUUAUUCAGAUACAUUUGCAAUAG